AUGAAGGAUCACUGUACGGAGGACCAUCUCUCGGCGCGCACCAGUCAAACACAGCUGGAGCAAAGACACAGAGGAGCUGAGGUGCGAUCUAGGUCUCUGGAUGCUGGGGUGCAUUCGUGCCGCCCCCAGAUAAAGCUCAGGGGAAACAGUGGGCAGGGGCGGGGCAGGGAGUGGGCACACCCCCUUUCUCUCCCUUUACCCGGCGGCUUUUCCCUUCGGUGGCUGAAGGACGGCCACUUGGUCUGGUGGGGUCUGCACGCUGACUGGCGGCUGAGCCAGCCACCUCUUGGAGUGGGCGAGCUCCGGGGUCCCAACUCCAGGAUGCCAUCCCUGGACACAGCUGUGGGGAGACACCGGCGGCUGAUGGCUGCUCUCACCUGGCUGCUUCUGAGCUGCCCUGCGCUGCGGGCACAGGUACCUUCCCCUGGCACAAAGCCCCAGCCUGAGCUCUAUCUGCCCGACCCCAGGGGCACCCUUAGGGGCCGCAUCACCGCCAACGCCUCUGGCAUCCUGAUCGCCAAUCCUGUACUCCGGGUGCCUGUGGGACGCUCGCUUUGGCUGGAUCCCCUCCGGAACCUGGAAAUUCGGGUGCAAGCCGGGGACCGGUGUGAAGUGACAGUUCUGGACGCCCCGUGGCGGCACCAGGGCGCGCUCUCCCCGCGCCACUUUCCCUGCGUCUUCGGACCCCUGCAGAUUCGGUACACUCACUUUGGCGCCCGCAGCCCUGUGCGCGCCCGAGUGCCGCUGCAGCUGCGCUACGACUCCUGGGCUUCCUCCCUGGUGCUGCCUUUCACCCUCGCUGUGGAUGUGGUCUUCUCCCCGCUGGAGCUUGUGACGCGCAACAGGCCUUUGUCAGUGCAGAAGCUCGGGGGCUGGAGUCACGCCAUCGACCGGACAGUGCUGGACUUCGCCUUCCCGGAGUCCCGAGCCACAGUCGCCCGGAGGUGCCUGCUCACCGCUCUUCCACGCGAGGGAGGGCCACUGCCCAAGUAUGGGCGCUUGGUGGACGCUGUGGGGACCCCUCUCCCCAGGGGCAGAAGCGUAGACUGUGAGAUUUUCAUCAAAGCUGGGGUGCGCUACCAGCAUACGGCUACUACCCCCUCGCCCAACCGGGACUAUGUGCCCAUGAUGGCAGAGCUGCUAGGAGCAGAGGACCAAAGGGCUGGACCCGCGAGGGUGCUGGCCCGCGAGUACUUCCAGAUGCUGGUGAAGAUCCCUGAGGGAACCGAGAACACAGCCCCCCAGCCCAGCAUCCUGGCCACGAUGACGCUGGACGUUUAUCAGUACAUGCUGACAGCCCUGACGCCUGGCGUCCUGGCCGCAGAGGACACAGAAUCUGACCCUGAUGACCUGGCUUUCAACAUUCUCAAUACCCACACUCUGUCGUCAGAGUACCUGGGUCAGCAGGGGUACCUUGUCAGUACUGAUGACCCCCUGGGUCUCCCAGUCUUCACUUUCACUCAGCGGGAAAUACGGGAGCUGAAAAUUGCCUAUCAACCCCCCAUAGAGAAAUCGGAUGAAGAGUUCAUCUUCCAGCUGAAGCUGGAGGUUAUAGAUGGAGAUGGUGCCACCUCAGACCCUUUUUCCUUUGCGGUGAUAGUGAAACCAAUGAACACCCUGGCCCCAGCAGCGACUCUUAACAGAGGCCUACUGCUUUUGGAAGGCCACUCAAGGCCCUUAGACAGUGCACACAACCUGCAGAUAAGUGACAAAGAUGGACUGGAAGAGGUGAAAGUGUUUGCAGUCAAGGGCUUGAGACAUGGGCAGUUGGUAAAGCCUGGGACAUCUGGUAGGAGCAAGAAUUUUACAGCAUUAGACCUGACAGCAGGCCGAGUGGUGUACCAGCAUGAUGGCAGCGAUACCUAUAGUGACAACAUCGUCUUCCGGAUGGAGGAUGGGAGCCACCAGGUGGAAUUCCUCUUCUCUGUCACCAUCGUACCUGUUGAUGAUGAACCACCAGUGAUCACUGCCAACCAGGGACUAUCACUAGCUGAAGGGCAGGUGGUCCAGAUCUCGCCCUUUGUCCUGAGUGCUAAGGAUGUUGACUCAGAGGACUCCACCAUCCGCUUUGUGAUAGAGAAUCAGCCUCUGGAAGGUGGGGGAGGAAGACAUUGGAAUCCGCCUCCUGGCCCUUCCUGCCCAAGCCAAUACCUGGGGGAGAUGCUGCUGCAGCAGGCAGAAGCACCUCUGUUUCCCAUAGAUCAAGAGUGGCAUUACGUGGAAAAGAAAGGACUUUAUCAGAAAGUGGUGACUGAGUGGCUACAGCAAGAUAUAAUGGAAGGGAAACUUUUCUUCCGCCAUCUUGGACCCCACAGUCCUCGACCUGUAAUGAGUCACCUGACUUUCCACGUGCAGGAUGACCAUGACCCACCCAAUCUAUCCACCCAGCACUCCUUCGUUAUCAAAGUUAAAUCAGUGGAUCUGCUGAGGCCUGAGUUGUAUCCUGGAACCACUCUACAAAUGAAUGUGCAAGGACACCAGCUCACAUACUUCCAGAAGGAAUUCCUCCAUUAUUUUGACCGGGACUCAGAUGACCAGAAUGUACAGUACACUCUACUGACACCUCCGACUGACAUAGAUGACAACCACCGAGUCUCAGUGGGGAAAAUUGUGCUCACUGAUGCACCAGACACACCCAUCAAACACUUUACCCAGGCCCAGGUAAACCAUCACAAAGUUGCUUACCAGCCUCCCCAGAAAGAAGUAGGUAUAGCACUCCAAGUUGUGCAGUUCACCUACAAGGUGGAAGAUGCCGCAGGCAAUGGCAUAUCAGGCACAUUCACGUUAUUUCUGCAGCCUUUGAACAACCAGCCUCCAAAAGUCACGAACAGAGGCUUUGCUGUCAUGGAGGGAGACAGCUUUACCCUCAGCAAUAAUGAGCUGGAUGUUACAGAUCCUGAUACAAAUACGGAUCAAAUAAUUUACAAGUUAGUGUGGGGACCCCAAUAUGGAUGUCUGCAGUACUUGAAACAAUGUAUGAUCUCUGGAGAGUCUUUUAUGCAAGUUGAUAUUCUAAAUGGGCAUGUUUCUUACCAGCAUGACAGAGACCAGACUACCCAUGAUACUUUGCAUCUGGAGGUAAGUGACAACAUAAAUUAUGUACCUAUCACUGUCCUGAUUACUGUGCAUCCUUUUGCUGACAAGAGUUCUAAGAUCUUUACCAUGGAUAGCCCAUUGUUGGAUGUAUCCAUAAAUGUACUAGAGAAUAGAUCCACUGAUAUCGUCAUGGACAUUAUUUAUGAUAAAAAGAAGGACUCAAAUGACUCAAUGUUUAAUUUUAUUGCAGAGGAUGGCCCUAAACUGGGUAUUAUUCUAGUGAAUGGUUUGCCCACAGAACGAUUCACCCAAGAGGACCUUAUCAGUGGAGCAGUAACCUAUGUCCACAAUGGAGGUGAAAUUGGCUCCCAGAAGCAGCAUGAUGCCUUUAGUUUCACCUACUGCAUAGAUUCUUGUCAAUGGGUAUUAGGAGACAGCACAGAAAAGAGGGUACAGGUACAAGUGACUGUGCUGCCUGUGGAUAAUGUAGCCCCCAAGGUCUCCAUGGCAGAGCCUUACAUUGUCUAUGAAGGUGGGAAGAAUCCUUUGACCUCCCAACAUCUCAAUAUUGUAGAUGUGGAUACUCCUCAAGAUAAAAUCUUAUGCACAAUUACUGGUCAGCCAAUCUCUGGCUACCUAGAAAAUACCGCACCUGCUCCUGGCUCAGAAACGUCAAGGAUGGGUAGCCCCAUCAGUGCUUUCUCCAUCAAAGAUGUCCAGGAGAGACAUAUCAAUUAUGUUCAGAGUAUUCACAAGGGUGUGGAGCCACAAGAAGAUAGAUUCAUCUUUUAUUGCUCUGAUGGCAUCAACUUCUCCCCCAACAUCUUCUUCCCUAUAGUCAUCCUACCUAUCAAUGAUGAACAGCCAGAACUCCUCACCCAUGAGUUUGUGGUGUUAGAGGGGAUGAGCUUAGUCAUAGACACUCUGCUACUCAAUGGUGUAGAUGCCGAUCAGCCACUGAAUGAUCUUCACUUUCGACUCACAGGCCUCCCUCAACAUGGACAAAUUAUACAGCAGCUGGCCACAGGCAGCCGGCCCAUCGAGAGCUUCACCUUAGAGGAGAUCCAGGAAGCUUCCACCAUUGUGUACGAGCAUGAUGAUUCAGAGACCACAGAGGACAGCUUUGAAGUCUGGCUGAGUGAUGGCAAGUACGCCAUCCACAGGAAAGUACCCAUCACAGUAAUCUUGGUAGAUGAUGAAAGCCCUCAACUGGCUGUCAACAAUGGGCUGGACAUAGAGGCUGGACACACUAAGGUCAUCACAAAUCAAGCCCUCAAAGCCACUGACCUUGACUCUGAUGAUAGGAGGCUCAGUUUUAUUCUCCGUUCUGGUCCUCAACAGGGAUAUCUACAGCAACAGACAAAACCCAGAGGGGAAGUGAGAAAGAACCUCACAUUGGGAAUGAACUUUACCCAGGAUGACAUUGACAGAGGGCUCAUAUUUUAUAAACACACAGGCCAAGGGAGGGUUCUAGACAUUAUCAAAUUUGAUGUGACUGAUGGGGUUAACUCUUUGAUAGACUGUUACUUCUAUUUUACAAUUGGCAACUUAGAUGGAUUCUUCCCUGCGAUGGUCAGCAAAAGGAUCACUUUGAAAGGUGGUAGAACGCUCUUCACCACACAACUACUCAACACUAGUGACAUCAAUAUCCCUGAUGAACAACUCUACUUCAGCAUCACACAGGCCCCUAGCCAGGGCCACAUAGAAAGCUCUGACCGCCUGGGAGAACCCAUUGCCUCUUUUACUCAGCUUCAGUUGGCUGAAAACAAAAUAUUCUAUAUUCACACAUCAAAUGAUGCAGUAAAGAUGGACAGCUUCCAGUGUCACGUGACUGAUGGACACAACACUGUGUUUAAAACCUUCAGGAUCUUCAUUACCGAUUUGGAUAAUAAGCCUCUCUUAACCAUCCGCAAACUAGUACUGCAGAAAGGGAAUAGUAAACUCAUCACUCCUUCUGAGUUGACAGCCGAGGACAAGGAUACUCCAGAUGAUCUUCUUGAGUUCACCAUCACCCACGUCCCCAUCCAUGGUAAAAUCUUGUUUAAUGGCAGUCAUCCUGUUUCUUCCUUCACCCAGCAGGACGUGAAUGAGAAUUUGAUCAGCUAUUGGCAUGAUGGUAGUGACACCAGUGAAGACAGUCUCUCUUUGGCUGUGACAGAUCACGAUCAUACUGGUUUCUAUGUCUUCCCAGACACGGACUUAGAGACACACAAACCUCAGGUAAUGAGGAUCCAGAUAAGCUCCCUCAACAACAAGCCUCCCCAGAUCAUCAUUAACAGAGGGGCCCAGGUCUUAAAGCACCUUCACUCUGGACAGAUGGGUUUCUUCAUAACCAGUAAGCCUCUAAAGACAGAGGAUCAGGACAAUUCCCACUGGUACCUGAAGUACAGGGUGACCAGAGGCCCAGAGCAUGGCUUCCUUGUCAACACUGGACAUGGAAAAGAGAACACAGAUGUGUUUACACAAGCUGACAUUGAUGAGAGGAGGAUCUAUUAUGUCUUAAAAGAGGGCAGCAAUGCAACAAGGGACGUCUUCUAUUUCUCUGUCAAAGACAACGGAGGAAAUAAGCUAGUGAACAAACCUUUCCAUCUACACUGGGCUUGGAUUUCUCUGGAGAAAGAGUAUUACAUUGUGGAUGAAGACUCCACGUUUUUGGACGUGACUCUCACACGCAGAGGACAUCUUGAAGAAAUAUCCUUUAUCAGCAUUGAAAUCAAAGACGAAACCGCAAAAAUAGAUAAAGAUUUUAAAGUGAAGGCCCAGAAGCUGGUCCAUUUCAAUCCUGGACAGACCACAGCCACAUGGAGGGUGAGAAUUAUACCUGACAAUGAAUAUGAGGCUUCAGAGACCUUCCAGAUCAUUCUGUCGAACCCUGUCAUGGCUGCAUUGAAGUCUCCACAAACAGCAACAGUUGAAAUUGUUGAUCCUGGAGAUGAAUCAACAGUCUAUAUUCCAGAGGCAGAAUACAGGGUAGAGGAGGAUGUCGGGGAGCUUUUGAUUCCUGUAAGACGAUCUGGAGAUACAAGCCAGGAACUACUUGUAAUUUGUUCUACACUUCAAGGUUCAGCCACAAGUACAAUUUAUCCCACAGGCUUGGAUUUCUCUGACUACAUCACACGUCCAGAAGACCACACCAGCAGCACCCUCCACUUUGACAAGGGUGAUACUGAGAAGACCUGCCGGAUUAUGAUCAUUGAUGACUCGCUUUAUGAAGAGGAGGAGUCCUUCAGUGUCUCACUGAGCCUGCCAAGAGGAGGACGACUUGGAACCAAAUUUCCCAUUGCCAAAGUGAUUAUCCUGGCAGAUCAUAAGGAUGAGCCUGCCCUGCACUUCGGGAAUGCUGAGUAUCAUGUGGACGAAAAUGCUGAUUACUUGGAGGUUUGUGUCUGGAGGACCGGACCUGAUCUUUCCCAAGCAGCUUCUGUCACCGUGCGAUCCAAGAGUGCUGAACCAGACUCAGCAAAAGCUGGACUAGAUUACAUUGGCGUCAAUCGAAAUCUGGACUUUGAUCCUGGAGUACACAGACAAAUAUUCCGAGUGACAAUCCUUGGUGAUCUAAAGCAGCCCUUUCUGGAGAGUUCCAAGAGGUUUGAACUACUUCUCCAGAUGCCUAUGGGUGCGGGGCUUGGAGAACCAAACAAAAGCACCAUUUUCAUCAAUAACGCCAUCCCCGACUGUAAGCAAAAUGCUUGUGUGUAG
Messenger RNA from Elephantulus edwardii (Cape elephant shrew), 6735 nucleotides. It is a transcript of the gene FREM3, whose product is annotated as FRAS1 related extracellular matrix 3. The record is from RefSeq and is a predicted model, not a curated record. Lineage: Eukaryota; Metazoa; Chordata; Mammalia; Macroscelidea; Macroscelididae. Bases 1 to 6735 code for a protein of 2244 amino acids. Gene Ontology annotation, cellular component: membrane. Gene Ontology annotation, biological process: cell communication. The transcript is spliced from 9 exons.